AUGGCUGGAUUGAAGGUUCUCGUCGUGGGAGCAUCCGUGGCCGGCCCGACGACAGCCUACUGGCUGGCCAAAGCCGGCGCUACAGUCACCGUCAUCGAGCGUUUCCCUGAACUACGAACCAGCGGGCAGGCCGUUGAUAUUCGACUCGCUGGCGUCUCUGUCAUGCGGAAGAUGCCAGGCAUGGAGGCCCAAGUGCGAGCCAAGUCAACACAGGAAGAAGGCGUAUCUUUCGUCCGCGAAGAUGGUCGACCCUAUGGUAUCAUCAGGGCCACUGGCAACCCAGACCAGCAGUCGCUCAUCUCCGAGUUCGAGAUCUUCCGCGGCGACCUUGCCAUGGUUCUAUACGACCUCACUAAGGACAACGAAAGGAUCAAAUACGUCUUUGGCGAGCAAAUCGCGUCGAUGCAGCAGAGCGAGACGGAUGACGGUCCUAUCACGGUCGAGUUUGCAAACGUGCUGCCGACGUCUGAGUAUGAUCUCGUAGUUGCGUGCGAUGGAGCGACCUCGAGGACUCGGGCUAUGGGACUUGGCUGCGGCGUUCGGGACCACGUCUUCCCUACCAAUUGUUGGACAGCGUACUUCUCCAUCAAACAUGACCUCAUCCAGGGAAGCAGAAUAGGCCACGGUUAUAGCGCUGUCGGAGGCCGCUCCGUGAGCGUCGGGUCAGAUCCAUCAUCUGGGGGCAGUCGAGUGAUGCUGAUGGGCGUCCAACCACGAAGCAAAGGCGAUGCCGCACUGCCCUUCCGCCAGGCCUCGCUUCAAGGCGACGAUGCGCUCAAGAAAUACCUCGCGCAGCACUACCAGGGCGUCGGGUGGAAGACCGACAUCAUAAUCCAGGAGAUGAUGGACGCAGAAGACUUCUACGCCAGCGAGAUCGUCCAGGUCAAGCUCCCAAGGCUGUCCAAGGGACGAUUCGUCCUAGUCGGCGACGCAGGCUACGCGGCAGGGCCCACGGGCGGCGGUACGAGUCUCGCCCUCGCCGGCGCCUACAUGCUGGCGGGCGAGAUUGGCAAGCACCCGGGUGAUCUCGCGGCAGGUCUCAGGGGCUACGAGGAGCGGAUGAGGCCGCUGAUCAAGGAGCUCCAGAAGAUACCGCCGUUCGGGCUGACGGUCCUCGCGCCGCAGACGGCCUGGGGGAUAUGGCUGCGCAACCACAUUUUCGCUUUCGUCGCUUGGGCGGGCAUCGCUGAGUUUGCGCAGAAACACCUGGGCGCCGCGUUUGCCAGUUCCGACACGUAUCCGCUGCCGGACUAUGAAAGGGUUGACUGA
This is a messenger RNA of Anthostomella pinea, 1269 nucleotides long. NCBI's taxonomy places the organism in Eukaryota, Fungi, Ascomycota, Sordariomycetes, Xylariales, Xylariaceae. The record is from the annotation of a GenBank genome assembly.